Molecule: messenger RNA, 1101 nt
Organism: Mytilus trossulus (common blue mussel)
Lineage: Eukaryota; Metazoa; Mollusca; Bivalvia; Mytilida; Mytilidae
Product: THO complex subunit 7 homolog
Exons: 8
Coding region: 176-787 (203 amino acids)
Biological process (GO): mRNA processing
Cellular component (GO): THO complex part of transcription export complex
Source: RefSeq, a predicted model, not a curated record
GUCUUCCGCUUACGCCAACGAAAAUAUAGUUUGUAAAAUAACGAUUUUAACAAGUUAAAAGUUCCUUUUUUACUACGAAGAUCGAAAACUAACUCCGAAUUAAAAUUUAUUAAAUUGAAAUUAACAACUGAAACGAAAAAGUGCCUUAGAUUUUUAUGGAUUUUAGUCGAAUUUGAUGAUACAAGCGACGAAAAUGGCAGUGAGUGAUGAUGAUAUUUUUCGAAGGAGAUUAUUAAUAGAAGGUGAUGGAGGUGGUGAUGAUAAAAGAAUUGCCAGCUUAUUGAAAACAUUUUUCCAUUGGGCAAGUGAAUCAGAGACCAAGGAAGAAAAUCAUGCCCAGUAUGAGAGAAUGAUGAAAGACCUAGCUCUGUGUGACUGUGCUGCAGGAAAAUGUUUAAAUGUUUUCAAGAUGAAUUUGAAAGAGCAAUCAAAUUAUGAAAAAUUAAGUAAAGAAAUAGAACAGAAAAUAAGUGAGGCUACAGAAAAGAUUUCAGAGUGUAAAAAUGAAUUGCAGCAAGCAAAGAGAAUUAGGAAAAACAGACAAGAGUAUGAUGCACUGGCAAAAGUAAUACAGCAACAUCCAGAUAGACAAGAAACAACAAAGCAGCUUCAAGUUAUAGACAAGGAGGUGACCAGUUUGGAAGAAAAGAAAAAAAGUCUUGAGCAGAAGCUUGGUAUGAGAAGAAAACAGUUCCAUGUUUUAAUAGCAGCCAUUCAUGAGUUACAGCAGAUAUUAGAUGCUGAUGAAAUCGAUGAUAUUAAGGAUGACAUUAUGGAUACAAGCUGAAAGUAUAACAUGAUAUCUGAACUUAUUUUUUGCUGCAGACCAGUCCAGUAUGUCAAGUGUAUAACAAUGAUAAGAUGACAUUUAUCAAUGUUAAUAUGACAUCUUAGAUGACAGUGAUGUUAAUCAUUUGACAGUUAAACAAAGGACUUUAAAUAUUGUAAAUAAGAGAACUCUUACAAAGAAAUAUCAUUCCUCAAUCAGGAUUUAUUUGUUCUGUCAGGGACGUAUAUAGAUGUCUAUAUAAGUCCUUGGUUCUGUGAAACAAUCUUUAUUCAUUGAUGCCAUUUUUUGAAAUACAAUUCAUUAUUCAAAUA